AUGGGUGUUUCCAGUGCUCUUCUCCCUGUGCCUGCAUGUAGUCCAUGUAAUGUACACUGGCUGUCAGUGUUCAUCACGGCACUCCUCAUCCUGUCCAGCAACGCUACUUGUGUACAGUGCACCACAGUCGAGCACGACCUGCACAUCGUUCACAAUGUCGACAACAGAAGUCCAGAGAUCGACCCAUUCUGGUACGUGGGCCGUGGAGUACGACCCAUUGGUCGUUUUGGGAAGCGUCAGAACAACACACCUCUGCAUCCUACUCUCGAGCUGCUGUUGCUCAAUGUGCUCAGAAACAUUGAGAGAGAACAAAGCACAGACUAUUUCUCUUCAGUCCCUGAGGAGGUGCACAAAUCUUUCACUUGA
This is a messenger RNA of Trichomycterus rosablanca, 366 nucleotides long. RefSeq names its product prolactin releasing hormone 2 (gene prlh2). Lineage: Eukaryota; Metazoa; Chordata; Actinopteri; Siluriformes; Trichomycteridae. The record is from RefSeq and is a predicted model, not a curated record. The transcript has 2 exons. Gene Ontology annotation, molecular function: hormone activity. The coding region runs from base 1 to 366 and encodes 121 amino acids.